This is a messenger RNA of Diatraea saccharalis (sugarcane borer), 1184 nucleotides long. Lineage: Eukaryota; Metazoa; Arthropoda; Insecta; Lepidoptera; Crambidae. The record is from the annotation of a GenBank genome assembly.
UCUAUUGGUAACAUUGCAAAUGAAGUUGAUAAACAAUUGUAUAAAAACAUCGAAGAAUGCCGAAACAUCUAUAGUUUGUUACUACAACUUAACACCAACAGUUCGUAUACGUUUAUUUAUAUUCCGUUUUCUGUGAAUUUGAUUAAGUCUUUUACAUACUGAGUUAAUUUAUUGCUCAUUCCUUUCACAGCAAAUAUGAAGUUCCUGUUGGUAGCUGUCGCUUUAGUGUCCGUGGCUGUGGCCGGGCCCACUCGCUUCGUGAACCCCGGAGCCGCUGGCGCAGCCCCCAUAAUCCCAGGCCCUACACCCGUGCUCGUACCUGAAGUUGCCCCCGAGCCAAUCCAAGUUGGACCCGCUGUCAUCGACCAAUUCCAGCCCAUCCAAGUUGGACCCGCUCUCAUCGACCAAUUCCAGCCUAUCCAGGUUGGACCCGCUGUCAUCGACCAAUUCCAGCCUAUCCAAGUUGGACCCGCUGUCAUCGACCAAUUCCAGCCUAUCCAAGUUGGACCCGCUCUCAUCGACAAUUUCGAACCCGCUCCCGCUCCCUCUCCAGUACUCUCACCAGCUGCAGUCCCCUCGGCCCAAACUCCACUCGUCCAAAUCAUCUUGAACAUCAAUCAGGCCCAGGCUGAAGUCCAAGCUCCAGAGGUCGCGCCUUCGCCUGUCGCUGUCGGCCCUAUCGCUCCAUCUCCCGUCAUCGUCGUAGAUCCGAGUGAGGUGCCCGUCGCUCCUUCUCCAGUCAUCAUUGGCACCCCUGAGUUGCCAGCCCCGAUUCUGCCUUCUCCCGUAGUGAUCGGCACACCUCAGUUGCCUACCCCCGUUGUGCCUUCUCCAGUCGCGAUCGGCACCCCUCAAUUACCCUCUCCCGUUGUGCCCUCGCCUGUCAUCAUUCCCAGCCCCGUCAUGCCCUCCCCCGCCGUUGUUCUUCCCGAAAUCCUCAAUUAAAAUUUGUGCAAUCGUUAAUUCACUCACCUAUAGCCAAUUGUAGCAUAUAAGUUUUUCAAAUGGGUUAAAAGGUUUCUGCUAAGAUCUUGAAACGCAUGACCAGCCAAUUGUGUUUCUUCUUAUUUCAAUUGCAAUGUAAGUAAUAAACAGAUAACGUGAUAUAAAAAUUGUUUUUUAUUCUUUCCUCAUUUGUAAAUGGAUAUCCGUACUAAAACAUUUUCGGAGUUGAGACACCAAGC